AUGAAUUAAUUAACAUUAGUAUGUUUAAGUGACACUCAUUCUAAAUUUGUGGAUGUACAAAAUGGUGAUGUACUUAUUCAUUGUGGUGACUUUACUAAUUGGGGACAUGAACAAGAAAUUAAAGAUUUUAUAUCAUGGUUAAAAGCAUAACCACAUAAACAUAAAAUUGUUGUACCUGGCAAUCACGAUAUAACUUUAGAUAUAGAAAAAUAUCCAUAAUUGAAACAGAAAUUACAUAGAUACAGCAAUUUUAAUCCAGAAUAAUUGUUAUAGGAUCUUAAAGAUUGUUGUCAUUUGCUUAUAAACUCAUCAGUUACAAUAGAAGGUUUUAAAUUUUGGGGUAGUCCAUACUCAUAAGAAUAUUGUGAUUGGGCAUUUUAAAUAGAAGGAAGUAGUUAAUAAUUUUGGGAUAAAAUAGAAGAAGGAUCUGAUGUUAUUAUUACUCAUGGGCCUCCAUAUUUUUAUGGAGACAAAACCAGUAAUGGAUCAAGAGUUGGAGAUAAAUAUUUAAUAGAAAAAGUGAAGAAAAUUAGACCAAAACUUCAUGUUUUUGGUGGUAUUCAUGAAUCCUAUGGAGGAUAUGAAGAAGAUGGAGGUUAUAGAGAUGAUGCUAUUAAGUUUGUUAAUUGUUCAAUUAUGGAUGAAAAAUUCAAAAUUUAGAAUAAACCAUAUGUUUAUCAUCUUACAAGGAUUAAUGAAAUUUGA
This is a messenger RNA of Paramecium pentaurelia, 705 nucleotides long. NCBI's taxonomy places the organism in Eukaryota, Ciliophora, Oligohymenophorea, Peniculida, Parameciidae. The record is from the annotation of a GenBank genome assembly.